Messenger RNA from Anopheles merus, 1541 nucleotides. RefSeq names its product aminoacylase-1A-like. Gene Ontology annotation, molecular function: aminoacylase activity. Gene Ontology annotation, cellular component: cytoplasm. Bases 212 to 1441 code for a protein of 409 amino acids. The transcript has 4 exons. Gene Ontology annotation, biological process: amino acid metabolic process. Lineage: Eukaryota; Metazoa; Arthropoda; Insecta; Diptera; Culicidae. The record is from RefSeq and is a predicted model, not a curated record.
CCGACCAGAUCCAGACCAUUGGCAGUUUUCCUCUCGGUGCCGAUAGUGUAGCGGAGCGCUCAAUCACCGCAGCUCAGCUGGUUUUGGGUGACAGUGCUGUGUUUGUUGUGUUUCUAUUAAUAAUUACACCCUGGUCUGGUAGCUGAUCGGCCGUAAAGGAGAGCAGUGAACAGCUUCAACAUAUCAAACGCGAUCAAUCAACCUCUUCGCCAUGUGUGAGGCCGGCUCCGACUGCAGCAAGAAGUAUCAGGAGUGGGAGUCGAACGAGGAGAUUCAGCUGUUUCGCGAAUAUCUGCGCAUUCCAACGGUGCAUCCGAAUGUGAACUACGAUGAGUGCGUUGAAUUUCUGAAGCGCCAGGCGGCGUCGCUCGACCUGCCGGUGCGCGUGAUCGAGGUGAACCCGCGCAAACCGAUCGUGAUCAUCACGUGGGAGGGUACGGCACCGGAGCAGAAGUCGAUCAUACUGAACUCGCACAUGGACGUGGUGCCGGUGUACCCGGAGCGCUGGACCCACCCACCGUUCGGGGCGGAGAUGGAUCACGAGGGGCGCAUCUAUGCCCGGGGCGCCCAGGACAUGAAGUGCGUCGGCAUGCAGUUCCUGGCCGCGAUCCGGGCGAUGCGCCGGGACGGCGUGCGGCUGAAGCGCACCAUCCACGCCACGUUCGUGCCGGACGAGGAGAUCGGCGGCAAGCUCGGCAUGAUGGAGUGGGUGCACAAGGAAUCGUUCCGGGAGCUGAACGCGGGCUUCUCGAUCGACGAGGGCAUCGCCGGGGAGGGCGAAACCUACCCGCUGUUCUACGGCGAGCGCAGCGUGUGGCAUGUGUAUUUCAACAUAUCCGGCACGCCGGGCCACGGGUCGCUGCUGCUCAAGGGUACGGCGGGCCAGAAGGCGCACUACAUCAUCGACAAGCUGAUGCGGUUCCGCGAGAACGAGGUGAAGCGGUUGGAAAACAAUCCGGACUUUACGAUCGGCGAUGUGACCACGGUCAACAUCACGCUCAUGAAGGGCGGUGUGCAGGAAAAUGUGGUCCCGCCGGAGCUGUCGGUUUGCUUCGACAUUCGGCUGGCGGUCGACGUCAACCAUCUGGAGUUUGAGAACCAGCUGCUGGACUGGUGCCGGGAGGCGGGCGGCGGCAUCGAGCUCGAGUACGACCAGAAGUGCCCGUACGUGAAGCCGACCAAGCUGGACGGCUCCAACAUCUACUGGGUCGCGUUCAAGGACGCGCUGGACGAGCUCGGGCUGCAGGUGAAGCCGCAGAUCUUCCCCGGCGGCACCGACAGCCGGUACAUCCGCGGCAUCGGCAUCCCCGCGAUCGGCUUCUCGCCGAUGAACCACACGCCCGUGCUGCUGCACGAUCACGAUGAGUUUCUCAGAGCGGACACGUACCUCGAGGGCAUCCGCAUCUAUCGCAAGAUCAUCGCGAACGUAGCGAACGCGUAGCGCGUUCCACUUCCUGUCCGUUUGUUUUUGCCGUUUGCCUUCACCCACAGCAUUUACAGUAACGAAUAAACGAAUCUUCGAACGGGAGGGGAGCAGCGAA